Molecule: messenger RNA, 3816 nt
Organism: Fusarium pseudograminearum CS3096
Lineage: Eukaryota; Fungi; Ascomycota; Sordariomycetes; Hypocreales; Nectriaceae
Exons: 3
Coding region: 1-3816 (1271 amino acids)
Biological process (GO): protein phosphorylation
Molecular function (GO): protein kinase activity; protein binding; ATP binding
Source: RefSeq, a predicted model, not a curated record
AUGCAGUCAAACACAGGUAGCGAGGUCUGGGACUCUCGAUUCGCUGACACGUCAGAUGAAAAUGACGCGUGGACGCCAUCGUCUGUUUCGACCGGCAACCUGAAAACAGACAAUAUCUUGCAAGACGUUAUGAUGCUAGUACGAAAUGAGUUACCCUACGUUCAGCGCGAGUUCCUCAAGUUUGACAGUCGCCUGGGCGCUGGCACUAGCUUUGAGGUCAAUAAAGAGCUGUUUGGUUUGACAGGCGAGUCGCCUUAUUUCGUUGCUGUCAAACGACUCGUCAUGGACAGCGUAACUGGAGGCACCAAACAGACUGUCGAGCAACUAAAACAGUCCUCAAAGCGCCUCAUAAAUGUCAAACGAGAAGUCCGGGUCCUCACUCACCCCAAGCUGCGAUCGCACAGCUGUCUCAUCUCAGCUAUCGCUUGGGGGUGGGAUCAAGAUCUCACCUUGGGCAACCGGCCCUAUCUCGUCAUGCCUUACUCGCCGCAUGGAACCCUGUCCAUAUUCGCUCAGAAAAGGAGCCUCAACCUGAUCGACAGGCGUUUGCUCGCCCUGGAUGUCGCCAUGGGUAUCCGUGCGCUACACGACUGUGACAUUGUACAUGGAGAUGUCAAACCUGACAACGUCCUGGUCUAUGGAUAUCUUACCCGGGAUCAAGACCAUGAACGUCACUAUCUGGCCAAGCUAGCCGACUUUAGGUGUACUCUUUUCAAACAUGACUUUGAACAACAGCACGAAUACUACCUCGGAACCCCCAAGUACAACGCUCCUGAAAUUUGUGGCUGGACUAAAGAUACUGACGAUGAGGCUCAUGGAGACGAGACUUCCAAAUUCGCGGGAUAUAAAGCUGCCGAUUGCUAUUCCUUUGGAAUUCUCCUUUGGGAAACUCUCAAACACGCAAAGUCAUUCAUCGAACACGACUGGCUCAACCCUGGCGAGAAUGCAAUGAGCUUCCUGGAACGGGCAUUUUACUCCCGGGACAAUGUCAUCUUAGACCUUGCUCUUGAAUUCCUUCGCUCUCAAGACAGUGAUCGAGGGACAUCAGAAGGAAAAGACUCCCAGCCGGUUGCCGGAGUAUAUCCUUAUCCAUCAAAUCCCACCACUGCCGAGCUCAACGGGUAUUUUGGCAAAUGGACCCAUCUUCGAGACGGCCUGGAUGCUAUCGGUGCACCACCAGACUCCCAGUGCUUCCAGGCCUUUGAAGCAACAAUUUCUUUGUGCUUACAAGAUAGUAUCUCGCGACGAGGUAACAUACAACAAAUCUUCGAGGCACUUUCUGAAGGAAUUGAUGGUGAAAUUCCCGAAGGUGGUAAAACAGAGAGAUUGCACCCCGUAGAAAUCAAGAUCAACGGGGAAAGUCCUUACAUCGGGGAUCGAUAUGAGAAGGUGCUGGCACCUACCAUGGAGAUGAGUCCAAUUACGAGAGCCGUAUUUCUGGACAAGGGAGCGCAUACCUGUAGCAGCGGCAAGAAUUUACGGGUUGUCCCCAGAGAGGAGCCAGCUGAUCCAUCUCUACAAGUAACCAGAGUCACGGCACAAAAGCGAUGUGAGACUUUGGUUCUGACGUCUCAAGCGUAUCGAUAUAAGUCUGAAGACAUGUUCAUGGCUAUUUCUCGGAGACAGCCUCCCUGGUACAAUCAGUGUGAGGCAGCCAAGGUCAUCCAGGAAGCCAUCCGGAUUGAAGACGACCCAGAAGACAAAGCCCGGGCUCAUCUACAAAUGGCUAUCAUGUGUCAAGUUGGAUACGGGGUGGCCCCAGACAGCUUGAUGGCUCUCAGUCAUCUUGAAGCAGCAUCUCUGAACAACAAGGUAGCUAUGGCUAUCUAUAAUCGAGUUCAUGCAGCAUUGAAACCUGGUCAGAAUAAGACGGAUGCUUCUCGCGUUCGCACGACCGAAAUGAACCUUGACGUCUUUCACGACGGUGUUGCUUGGAGAGAAGCCAGCGGUAAAGCGACUGACGGCUUCAUUAGCCUCGGUUCCAUCUAUGUCGAAUCCUUCAGGAAAUUUCAGAUCUUGGUUAAGAAACACAAGUAUACAUCUCAUCAGCUAUGUGAAGCUCUCACAGCUGCGUGCAGAGACGGUAAUUUCGACGCAGCGAUCGUCAUUGCACAGCAUUGUGAGGACAUAUCCUACAUGGACCCAAACAUGCCCAAUGAUCUGCACUGGUUAAUUCUUUUCAGUCCAACGGAGGCAGCGGAUCUACUUGUAGCCAUGGUGUCUGGCUCGGAACAAAUCGAUAAAGCAAAGCGCCAACAAGCAGUUCCAGCUCUGCUGACGGCUGAGCAUGAACAAGUCAAUGUUAUGCUUCCACACAGAUGUAUUGAAUUACGUGGAACGCCUCUCCACUGGGCGGUUAUUGCUGGAUGUAAAGACCUUGUUGAGCAGUAUGUAAAUCUGGGCGCCGAUAUAAAUAUCAGGACCCAGUGGCGGAAAACUACUCACGAGGACGGCUACACCGAGCACACCCCGGCGUUGAGCCCUCUUGAUCUCGCUGUUGCAGACCACCAUCAUGAGAUUGUAAAGUAUCUUCUCGACCAUGGCAGUGAGGUGUAUGGCGGAGAUUGGCAAUGGACCCAUUCACCGUUUCACAUGGUUGGAUACGAUGCCUUUCCCUUCGCACGGUAUGUGGCUCAUGGUCAGUCGUAUCGGGCUGCCCUUCGAGAGACGAUUCAAGCCCUGCUCCAGAAGGGACUGGACAUCAAUGCUUUGGAUAACACGAAACGAACACCCUUAUUUUCGGCUGUCAAGAACAUGAAUUUGGAAGCAUACGUCCUCGAAGAGCUGCUUCUAGCCGGAGCGGCUCCCGGAGAGGAAAGCGAAAAGCAUCAUGGUAAUAUUGUUGCCUACGCUGCUAUAGACAGCCCUCAUCGUCAGUUGUCAUGGACAAAGAUACCUCUUCUUCUGCCACUGGUCUCAGACAUCAAUGCAUGCACAGUUGGCGAGGGUGGUCUCAAUGCACUUCACUACUGCGCUAUCUUUGAUGCUCUUCCUGCAGCAGAAAUCCUACUUCGGCAACCGACAAUUAAUCUAGAGGCAGAGAGUGCUGUAGGAGCCACUGCGGUGCAUCUAGCAGCCCAGAGAGGGUCCCUGGGCGUCCUGGACCUCUUGAUCAAAUACGGUGCCAAUCUUGAGCGACGAGAACCUCUUGAGGCAGCAAUUUCAGCCGGGCAAAUCGAUGCUCUUAGGAUCUUGCUCGAAGCAGGAUCAAACACGUCAUGGAAGAAUAGGGACGGACAUACUGUAAACAUCCUCGGAUACGCAGUGAGGAUGCAUUCGCAAAGGCCAUCCUAUGUUAGAGCAUGUCUUUCCAAAUGCCCCCAGCUACGAGCCCAGGAAGUCAUCAGCAUGGGCGACGAUCAUGGAUGGACAGCUCUUCACUACAGCGCAUAUUACGGGGACUUGGAUGGUGCCAGGGCACUCAUAGACUACGACGCAGAUAUUGACAGGACAACGUCGCUGGGCUUGACGCCUCUUCAAAUUGCUGUCGAAACUUAUGAGAAGUUGACAGUCUAUGCAAAUGGAGUGGCGCACUUCACAGACCAUCCACGGAUAUUUAAAGACAUUGAUGGCCUUGACAGAAAUAGCCUGACCUAUCCAGAAAAAUCGCGACGUAUAGAGAUGGCUUUCAAGGACUCUUUGUUUGAAGUCAUCAGAGUGCUUCAGCAAGCGGAACGAGAGAAACACCCAGGGAGGACUGUGAAGGAAGUGAGUCGAAGUUUGGGAAAGGUUCAGACCGAAGGAUACAUGUCGCAAGAGGAUGUCAGAAAUCACCAUCGGGAUCUGGCUUUCACAGCGGCUAGAAUAGAGAAAUAA